Molecule: messenger RNA, 3276 nt
Organism: Aspergillus nidulans FGSC A4
Lineage: Eukaryota; Fungi; Ascomycota; Eurotiomycetes; Eurotiales; Aspergillaceae
Gene: msh3
Product: mismatch repair protein MSH3
Exons: 3
Coding region: 1-3276 (1091 amino acids)
Biological process (GO): mismatch repair
Cellular component (GO): nucleus
Molecular function (GO): ATP-dependent DNA damage sensor activity; mismatched DNA binding; ATP binding
Source: RefSeq, a predicted model, not a curated record
AUGCCUUUACCCUCAUCCCAGCCGUCCGCAUCCUCCUCUCCAAAUCUAAAGCGGAAGCAACCCACUAUCUCCAGCUUCUUCACGAAAAAACCACAGGCGCCAAAGCAAUCCACUUCGAACGAAGGCCCUGCGCCGAUCGACAACGAUUCCGAAAUUACAGACAAGUUAGCGGAGGACGAUGAGGAGGAUAUAGUUGCCCCUGUUCCGAAGCGGACAAAAUCAAAUGGGUCUCUUACCGUAAACCGGCCACAGAGUCCCAAGGCGAAGUCCGUAUCGCGGGUGGAGCAGGAAAGCAGCCAACGGACCGAGCUCUCUAAAUUCGCCAGUUCUCCUGCUAUUGAGACGGAGGGAAAUGAAGCGACCGAAUUGGACGGGUCAGCGAAAGUCCGACAGCAGGAGAGGGAGAAACUGCAUCAAAGAUUCGUCCGAAAACUCGGCGGGCCGGAUUGUCUGGUGGGAAUUGGUCGUAAUUGCGUCGGCGAAACAACAUCGAUUGAGGAGGCUGCAGAGGGGGAUGAAGACGAUGAGACGCCGCAACCAGUACAACCAAAGGGGAAGGCAGGGAAGAAGGGUGGAGGUAAACUCACUCCGAUGGAAAAGCAAGUCAUUGAGAUCAAGAAAAAGCACAUGGACACAAUCCUGCUUAUCGAAGUCGGGUACAAGUUUCGAUUCUUUGGUGAAGAUGCAAGAAUCGCUGCAAAGGAACUUAGCAUUGUAUGCAUUCCUGGCAAGUUCCGAUAUGAUGAACAUCCUUCAGAAGCCCAUCUUGAUCGGUUCGCCUCGGCGAGCAUACCUGUACAGCGACUUCAUGUUCACGUAAAGCGUCUCGUCGCUGCCGGUCACAAGGUCGGCGUCGUUAGGCAAUUGGAAACUGCUGCGCUGAAAGCAGCUGGAGAUAACCGCAACGCACCGUUUGUUCGUAAAUUGACGAAUGUUUACACGAAAAGCACCUAUAUUGAUGAUAUCGAGAGCCUUGAAGGGUCUACGGCUGGGGCAUCUGGUGCAUCGGCCACGGGAUAUAUUCUUUGCAUAACGGAGACGAACGCUCGGGGCUGGGGGAAUGACGAAAAAGUACAUGUGGGUAUUGUUGCCGUGCAGCCGACUACCGGGGAUAUCGUUUACGAUGAGUUCGAUGAUGGCUUCAUGCGGAGCGAGAUAGAAACAAGAUUGCUCCAUAUCGCGCCCUGCGAAAUGCUAAUAGUCGGUGAGCUAUCGAAAGCGACGGAGAAGCUUGUGCAGCAUCUUUCCGGGAGCAAGAUGAAUGUAUUCGGUGACAAGGUGCGGGUGGAGAGAGCACCCAAAGCGAAGACUGCAGCUGCCGAAUCGCACAGCCAUGUUUCGAGUUUCUACGCUGAAAAAAUGAAAUCUGCAGACGCUGCGGAUGAUGAGGUUGCGAGUAACCUGCUCCAGAAGGUGCUUGGCUUGCCGGACCAGGUCACGAUAUGCCUCUCUGCCAUGAUCAAACAUAUGACUGAGUAUGGCCUGGAACACGUUUUACAGCUGACAAAAUAUUUCCAGCAUUUUUCUUCACGCUCUCAUAUGCUUCUCAAUGGAAACACCCUGACAAGCCUUGAGAUAUACCAAAACCAGACUGAUUAUUCGUCCAAAGGCAGUUUGUUUUGGACUCUAGAUCGGACACAGACCCGAUUUGGGCAAAGAAUGCUUCGAAAAUGGGUUGGACGACCGUUGUUGGAUAGGCGUCAACUUGAGGAUCGAGUCAAUGCUGUAGAAGAGCUUAAGGACUUCCGAAAUGUCGUAAUGGUCGAACGAAUCAAAGGUUUGCUUGGUAAAAUCAAGCACGAUCUAGAGAAAGGCCUGAUCCGGAUAUACUAUGGAAAGAUGAUAGCACAGGAAUUUGCCGAUAUCGAGUCACCAGCAGAUACCGGGUUUUCCUCACCUGCCAUCAGCCAAGCAAUCAUGUCUCUGCCUACAAUUUUGAAAGAUGUCGUGUUUUUCCUGAACAAAAUAAACAUGCACGCGGCUCGAAAUGAUGACAAGUACGAAUUCUUCCGCGAAGAAGAAGAGACGGAGGAAAUUAGCGAGCACAAACUCGGAAUUGGGGCCGUUGAGCAUGAACUUGAGGAGCAUCGUCCUGUAGCCGGAGAAGCUUUAGGGAAGAAAAUGGUCACCUAUGUCUCGGUUGCAGGCAUCGACUAUUUGGUGGAAGUCGAGAACAAUUCGCCGGCCAUCAAGCGAGUGCCGGCAUCAUGGAUGAAAAUAAGCGGCACAAAAAAGGUGUCAAGAUUUCACACUCCGGAGGUUGUCAAGAUGAUUCGGCAGAGAGACCAACACAGAGAAGCGCUCGCCGCAGCCUGCGAUAAGGCGUUUUUGGCCCUCCAGGCCGAGAUAGCGACCAAUUACCAGGCGCUACGUGACUGCGUUCAAUCCCUGGCAACGCUAGACUGUCUGGUGUCAUUGGCCACCUUAGCCAGCCAGCCGGGGUACGUGAAACCUGAAUAUACGGAAGAGACGUGCAUCCAUGUCGAGCAAGGGCGUCACCCGAUGGUGGAGCAACUCCUUCUAGACAGCUAUGUGCCCAAUGACAUCAACCUGGAUAGCAGCAAGACGCGCGCUCUUCUUGUGACUGGCCCUAAUAUGGGUGGGAAGUCCAGCUACGUGCGCCAGGUGGCACUUAUUGCAAUAAUGGGGCAGAUUGGCUCAUAUGUCCCAGCACAGGCCGCAAAGCUUGGUAUGCUGGACGCGGUGUUCACCCGGAUGGGCGCAUUCGACAAUAUGCUCGCAGGCGAGUCUACCUUCAUGGUUGAGCUUUCCGAGACGGCAGAUAUACUGAAGCAAGCAACGCCCCGCUCUUUAGUAAUACUAGACGAGCUGGGCCGAGGCACGUCUACCCAUGAUGGAGUCGCCAUUGCACAGGCCGUUCUCGACUACAUGGUGCGGUCUAUCCGCAGUCUCACCCUCUUCAUCACACAUUACCAGCAUCUUUCUGCCAUGGUGCAUUCGUUUCCUGAUGGCGAGCUGCGAAAUGUGCACAUGCGAUUCAGCGAGUCGGGGACUGGCGCGGACGAAGACAUUACCUUUCUUUAUGAGAUUGGAGAAGGUGUCGCGCAUCGUAGCUAUGGGCUUAAUGUUGCGCGGCUGGCAAACUUGCCUGCGCCACUUUUGGAGAUGGCCAAGCAGAAGAGUGCCGAGCUGGAGGAGAAAAUUCGUCGCCGAAGACUUGCUGGUUUUGUUGCUGCGGUUGGAGCGGUAGUGCAGUCGAAUCAGGCCGAUGAGAGUGUAAUCGAGCGGCUGGUUAGCAGUAUGGAGGAGCUGUAA